AGGUGAAUCCAUGGAAGAAGACUUGUGCAAAGCUGGCGUGUCACAGGAUGAGGAUGGCCACUUCCCAUCAUCCUGUGCGAGAGAGCUGGCACUGCUCGCCCUGAUGGAGAAGACGGGCUACAGUAUGGUGCAGGAAAACGGGCAGAGGAAGUAUGGUGGCCCUCCACCAGGCUGGGAAGGUCCAGCACCCCCGCGGGGCUGUGAGGUGUUUGUGGGUAAGAUUCCCAGAGACAUGUAUGAAGAUGAGCUGGUUCCUGUGUUUGAGAGACCUGGAAAGAUCUAUGAAUUCAGGCUCAUGAUGGAGUUCAGUGGAGAGAACCGUGGCUAUGCCUUCGUCAUGUACACGAACAGAGAGUCGGCUCAAAAAUGCAUCCAGAUGCUGAACAACUAUGAGAUCCGUCCUGGGAAGUUCAUUGGCGUGUGUGUGAGUCUGGACAACUGUCGUUUGUUUGUUGGCUCCAUCCCCAAAGACAGGCGUAAGGAUGAGAUCAUGGAUGAAAUGAAGAAGGUGACGGACGGUGUCGUUGACGUAAUCGUCUACCCGAGCUCCUCAGACAAAAGCAGAAACCGAGGCUUUGCCUUUAUCGAGUACGAAUCCCACAAAGCUGCAGCCAUGGCCAGAAGGAAACUCAUGCCAGGAACAUUCCAGAUGUGGGGCCAUGCCAUUCAGGUGGACUGGGCAGAGCCUGAGAAGGAUGUGGGGGAGGACAUCAUGCAGCGCGUCAGAGUCCUUUAUGUGCGCAACCUGAUGCUGAGCACCACAGAAGAAACACUUCACCAGGAGUUCUCACGCUUCAAGCCCGGGUGUGUGGAACGGGUCAAGAAGCUCACAGACUAUGCCUUCAUUCAUUAUCGCUGCCGCGAGGAUGCAGUCACUGCGCUGCACCUGAUGGAUGGCUCCAUAGUUGAUGGCGCCACCGUGGAGGUUACGCUGGCCAAACCAGUGGCCAGCAAAGAUGCAAGUACAGCCGGGAAGAAGUUCACCAGCAGGGGGUAUUUGGGAAGGACUUACUCGCCUCGUGGAGGCGCAGGAGAUAUGACGGGACGAGGAGCAGGGUACGGAGAAGCAACAUUUGUUCUAAACAAGAGUAACGGAGGGAUGACCGGAGGAGACAACGUGGACAGUUGCUCCCCAAUAAGAUCUCUGCUGCCCUGCAGUCCCACCUACACUGGGGGAGGAGGAGGAGUAGCAACAGAUCAGGAUCGGUUUCCGCUCAUUCCCGGCACUCCGAUCUCCCCCACCAGCCUCCAUUGUGUGAAGCCCAGCCAGCUGUACUCUGCUGUCAGUAUGCUGGACCUUUACUGCCUGAAAAACUCCUGGUCACUGCCUGAGUACCACCUGCUGUCCACACCCGGGCAGGAUGGAAAACUGCUGCUUGUAUACAAGGUGGUGAUCCCGUCCACAGGUAACAGCUAUAUGCCAGACCAGCUGUGUGUGAUUUUGGAGGAUGCCAAAGAGCUGGCUGCACUGACCGCCAUGAGGAGUCUCGACUCUUCCAUCCUGAGUGGACCUUCUGUUGAAUCUCUGAGCAGCGUUUCGCCUCCUCUUGGCGUCCCCACCACCAUGACCAACCCUGGAGUGCUGACCUGCGGCGGAAGAACAUUUGCUUCUUGUCUCCCACCUUCACCUCAGCCCUUCACCCUGUCACUGUCCACGCUCACCUCCCCUCCUUACAUCAGCCCCCCGUCACCGUUCUACUGAUGGUGAGCUUCAGGUCAGAUAUCCAUCUGUUUCCCACACAAGUCAGGUUUUAACGGUGUAUGCACAGCUCCCACCUCUGUGGUAUCAAGAUUUCCAGCUUCUGUAACGGUGCAGCAGAUCUCUUAAGAAAAACAGAAUUCUGCAGAUCCUUAA
Molecule: messenger RNA, 1855 nt
Organism: Thalassophryne amazonica
Lineage: Eukaryota; Metazoa; Chordata; Actinopteri; Batrachoidiformes; Batrachoididae
Gene: rbm46
Product: RNA binding motif protein 46
Exons: 9
Coding region: 11-1702 (563 amino acids)
Cellular component (GO): nucleus
Molecular function (GO): mRNA binding
Source: RefSeq, a predicted model, not a curated record